Molecule: messenger RNA, 8073 nt
Organism: Epinephelus lanceolatus (giant grouper)
Lineage: Eukaryota; Metazoa; Chordata; Actinopteri; Perciformes; Serranidae
Source: RefSeq, a predicted model, not a curated record
GCAGGAAGUCCGGAGAAAGGAGGGGAGGAGCGGCCGCGGCGCAGCAUCGCACCGUGCAUGGUGCUGCAGUGUCGGAGGGAGUGGAUGAGCAGCCGGAGCUGACCCAGAGAUGGCUGUCCUCAAACUGGCCGACCAGCCUCCUCUCAUCCAGGCGAUCUUCAGCGGAGACCCUGAAGAGAUCCGUAUGCUCAUAUACAAAUCUGAAGACAUCAAUGCACUGGAUGCAGAGAAGCGCACGCCGCUGCAUGCAGCCGCCUUCCUGGGCGAUGCCGAGAUCACCGAGCUCCUCAUCCUCUCUGGAGCUCGAGUCAAUGCCAAAGAUAAUAUGUGGCUCACCCCCCUCCAUCGAGCUGUGGCAUCACGGAGCGAGGAGGCCGUGCGAGUUUUGAUCCGCCACUCGGCUGAUGUGAACGCACGGGACAAGAACUGGCAGACGCCGCUUCAUGUUGCUGCAGCCAAUAACGCGCUGAGAUGCGCUGAGGUCAUCAUCCCGCUGCUGAGCAGUGUCAAUGUGUCGGACCGUGGCGGACGCACCGCCCUGCAUCACGCCGCCCUCAACGGCCACACAGAGAUGGUGAACCUCCUCCUCGCUAAAGGAGCCAACAUCAACGCCUUUGAUAAGAAAGAUGGCCGGGCGCUGCACUGGGCAGCUUUCAUGGGUCACCUGGAUGUGGUGUGUCUGCUGGUGAGUCAGGGGGCGGAGAUCAGCUGUAAGGACAAACGGGGGUACACUCCCCUCCACACGGCGGCCUCCAGCGGGCAGAUCGCUGUGGUCAAACACCUGCUGAACCUGGCAGUGGAGAUAGAUGAGUCUAACGCCUUUGGGAACACGGCGCUCCACGUGGCCUGUUUUAACGGUCAGGAUGCCGUUGUCAGCGAGCUCAUCGAUUACGGCGCCAACGUCAGCCAGGCCAACAACAAGGGCUUCACCCCGCUGCACUUUGCUGCUGCCUCCACACACGGAGCACUCUGUCUGGAGUUCCUGGUCAACAACGGGGCUGAUGUCAACGUACAGAGUCGGGACGGGAAGAGUCCUCUUCACAUGACGGCAGUUCACGGGCGCUUCACUCGCUCUCAGACCCUCAUACAGAACGGUGGGGAGAUCGACAGUGUGGACAAGGACGGAAACACCCCUCUGCACAUCGCUGCCCGCUACGGUCACGAACUCCUCAUCAACACGCUCAUCACCAGCGGAGCAGACUGCACGAGGCGAGGAGUCCACGACAUGUUCCCUCUCCACCUGGCUGCCCUGAACGCUCACUCUGACUGCUGCAGGAAGCUGCUGUCCUCAGGCCGGAGGUUUAGCAUAAUGUGUAACGACUCGGUCCUGUCUGCAGGCUUCCAGAUCGACACUCCUGACAGCCUGGGGAGGACCUGCCUGCACGCUGCUGCCGCCGGAGGUAAUGUGGAGUGUGUCAAGCUGCUCCUGAGCAGCGGUGGAGACCACAACAGGAGGGAUAAAUGUGGCAGAACCCCCCUCCACUACGCGGCCGCCAGCCGUCACUAUCAGUGUCUGGAGACUCUGGUUGCUUGUGGCACAGCCAUCAACGCCACGGACCAGUGGGGGCGCUCCGCCCUGCACUAUGCAGCUGCCUCGGACCUGGACAGGAGGCGCCGUGUGGCUCUGGAGCCAGAGAGCGAAGGAGUCCAGGCAGAGAGGGAGAAAGAGGCGGCGCUAUGUUUAGAGUUCCUGCUGCAGAGCGGAGCGACGGCCUCUCUCAAAGACAAGCAGGGCUACAGUCCUGUCCACUACGCCGCGGCGUAUGGACACAGGCACUGUCUGGAGCUGCUGCUGGACAGAGACGACACUCACCAAGACGACCCUGAAUCUCCGAACGCCAGGAGUCCACUGCACCUCGCUGCGUACCACGGCCACGCUCAGGCUCUGGAGGUGCUGCUGCAGGGGGAGAGGGAGGUGGACCAGGGGGACGAGGUGGGGAGGACCCCCCUGGCCCUGGCUGCCCUCCGGGGCCACGCCGAGUGUGUUCACACCCUCCUCAGCCAGGGCGCGUCGCCGCGCACCACUGACACCCAGUACGGACGCAGCCCAGUCCACCUGGCAGUGAUGAACGGUCACACGACAUGUGUGCGCCUCCUGCUGGAUGAAUCAGACAGUGCAGACCUGGUAGAUGCUGCUGACUCUCAGGGACAGACUCCUCUGAUGCUGGCGGUCGCAGGAGGUCAUGUGGACGCCGUGUCACUGCUGCUGGAGCGGGAAGCAAACGUGAACGCUGCGAAUAACCACGGCCUCACUGCCCUGCACCUCGGGCUGCUGUGUGGUCAGGAGGAGUGUAUCCAGUGUCUGCUGGAGCAGGAAGCCUCGGUUUUAAUUGGCGACUCUCGAGGUCGCACCGCCAUCCACCUGGCCGCCGCCCGAGGUCACGCCUCGUGGCUGAGCGAGCUGCUGAGCAUCGCCUGCUCCGAGCCGCCGUCCCUCCCCCCGCUGAGAGACAACAGCGGGUACACGCCGCUGCACUGGGCCUGCUACUACGGUCAUGAGGGGUGUGUGGAGGUUCUGCUGGAGCAGAAAGGUUGUCGCUGUAUUGAUGGGAACCCGUUCACCCCUCUGCACUGUGCUGUAGUGAACGAUCACGAGACCUGUGCAUCUCUGCUGCUGGAGGCCAUGGGCUCGGACAUCGCUGGCUGCAAAGACGCCAAGGACAGGACUCCUCUUCACGCUGCAGCAUUCUCGGGUCAUGUUGACUGCAUCCAGCUGCUCCUGUCCCAUGAUGCACCUGUUGAUGCUGUGGACCAAUCAGGUCGCAGUGCACUGAUGAUGGCGGCAGAGAAGGGCAGAGUCGGAGCCCUGGAGGUGCUGUUGACCAGCGCUGGGAGCAACCUCAGUCUGACAGACAAAGAUGGAAACACCGCCCUGCAUCUAGCCUGCAGUAAUGGAAGAGAAGACUGUGUGAUGUUGAUCCUGGAGAAGCUGUCUGACACGGCGCUCAUCAACGCCACAAAUGCAGCACUGCAAACUCCUCUCCACCUGGCGGCUCGUAGCGGUCUGAAGAAGGCGGUCCAGGAGCUGCUGUCUCGAGGAGCCAGCGUUCAGACGGUGGAUGAGAACGGUCUGACGCCUGCUCUGGCUUGCGCUCCUAGCAGAGAGGUGGCUGACUGUCUGGCUCUCAUUCUGGCUACCAUGAUGCCUUUCUGCUCCCCUUGCAGCUCCGGGGCUCCCUCCCCAGGCUCCCUGCUGAGGCAGCUGCCCCACCAGGGGUGUAAAGGCCCGGGCACCGGCCCUCGGGGGCCACGCAGCCCCAGGAACCCCUCCGGACCCUCCAGCGAAGGAACCACCGAGAACGACUCGGAGGACUCGGAAACCUUCUGACCCCUCCGAACCGACUCUCUACCCUCCUACCUCCAGCUGUGCACCUGAACUUUUUACCUCCCCUCCAGGAGCGAUGCAGUUUUUGGUUGGUGACAUGCACUCUGGAGGGAGGAGGGUGGAGAUUUGGUCGUGACGUAGCUUGGAUGUUUCGUCUGUAUCUUGUACAGAAUCGGCCUCCUGUGUGACACCAGGCUGGAGACCCCGCAGCGCUUUUUUUCUUAGUGCCCUUUUUCCAAAAAACAAUGAGCGGAGCAGCCGCACUGCCCCGGACUGACUACUGCAGCCGAGUAAGAUGCUCCACGGUGAUGAAGAAUUUGAUCCGGACCAGUUCUGGUUCGGGUCUGCAUGCUUGUGUUGACUCACACCACGGUUUGUUCUUUCUACUCACGGGUGCUUAAAUCCAAACCGACCUCGGUACUUCAGUCUCUGCAUGGCACAGCAACUCGCCUUGGAGACUCGUUUUGUCUUAAAAAAAGAAGCCAUUUUUAACUGUUUGUACAAAAUGAAGUCAACCAUGAAGACAGCUGAGUGUCCGUUUAACCUUUUUAUGAUUUUGGCUUGUUGUUGUACCAAAUAUUUGACUUCCACACGUAAAUAAUUAACAUUUUUAACUGUUAACAACUGAAGCACAAAUUUGGAUUUUAGGUUUUGAUGAACUGUCGCUGGAAUGUCGAGGUUUAGUAGUUUAAAUAUUGUUCAUGAAAACGAGGACACGACACACUGGGUACGUCCUGAUUCCCUUAUUUGGGCGAGGAGACGUCAGGGUGAAUCCAUGCGAGCAGUUUCUACCAGCAGCGACCAAUUUUUUAAUUAAAAUUCUUAUUUGUGUUUAUUGAUAAUCUGUUUGUAAAUUCAUUUUUAAAUAACUCAGAUUAUAAUGACAGUGUCUUAUAGAAAUGAUAAAGUAGCUUCAAUGUUUUAGGUAAACUUAAUAUUUUGUAAAUAAAUUUUAAAUCAAAUUCUAGUUGAGUAGCGAUCAGAUGAGGGACUCAGGACGUACCCACUGACUGAACACAGGGUUUGUGCAGAUGUGAACUGAGACUGAGAUUUAUGCAUUUUAUCCUGCGGCCUCUGUCGGCCUCCUGCACUGUUUAGACUCCAUGUUCCUCCCCACCUGUCGACCUGAGGGCUGCACUGUGAAGUAAGAUCAGCAGGUUAGAGAGUCGUGUUGAGUCUGAAGAGUCUUCCAUGUUAUGAAGAUGGUCAUGGUAACUUAAUGCUGCAGACUGAAGCUGACUGGAGCCAGUUUUUGUUGAGCUUUGGAUUUAAACUGGCUAAAAAAAAAAACAUCUUUUUCUCAUCAACUCCUCUGAUAAUAGCAUCAUUCUGUAAUCAAUAGUCGAUCUAUAAGCGAUACAGAUUCUCAGCUGAGGAAAUGUUAAUAGAUGCAGACAUGUUGAGCCAAAACAUGACAUUAGUAAUGCCUCUGAAGUUGGGCUGUAAGCUAAGGCAUCGACUAAAGUAACCAAGUACCAACUGGUAUCAAAACAUCUACCCGAUACCUGCAUUUGAUCCGUUUUGUUCUGGAGGUCUGAUCCUGGACCGACCCGACUCCCAGUUGGAUCAGCAGACUUUCUGUUACUGCCAUCUCUGAAUGGUCAGUUCAACAUCAAGCUAACACAGCAGCAGCGGCUAACAUCCAAAACCAAGCUGUUACUUGGGCCUAACAACAUCACACAAACAUCUCUGUCGUUAGACCCAUAAAAACAAAUAUAAAUUGGGCCCAAAAACAGUUUCCCCAUUGACUUACAUUGUGAAAGAGACAUCUGUGAAAUGACUGGUGUCGCUAUCAGGAUUUGAGCCAUUCGGUCUGGUAACAUUUCUAAAGUCUGGAAGAGCCUGAAGAAGAAAGCCUUGGUUAACAGAGACCGUUGAUAACCACCCUCUUGGUACCCGUUAUCUCUUUUAGGGUUUGUCGAGCCAGCUGAGGCCCAGACAGCCUGACUGUGUUGAACUUGCUUCAUAGUGCAGCCCUCAGAUUAGCCACUGGUGACCUGUUCCCACCUGGGCAGCUUUGAUGUCUGAUCACGCAGCCCAGACUCUCCUUAAAGACCAAAUUCCUGAAGCUCUGUUCGGCCUCCCUCAGUUGGUUGUGGUAUUUAUUAUCUCUUACAUGAUGGUACAAAUACUGCCAGCACUUACAAUGUAAAGUAACACAGGGCCUUGACCACUCCCCUCCCCCUCCUCCCCUCUGUUGUCUACCUACCAGCUAUGUGCCAUUGUCUCUAAUGUGUCCAGUGCCUUGAUGUCCACUCAUUUUUCUUUUACAACAAGUCCUUUGUUAGAAAUAUAAUAUUCCUGUAAUUAAAGGAUCAGCUCAUUAAAAUCACUGAACCCUGGAGGUACUGAGCUGUGCAGGUUUGUCCAGCUUUUCAGAUAUUUGCCUCAAAUUUCUGCUACGACCAAAAUAAAAAAAAAUAAUUUAGCUGCUUAUUUUUUGUGCAUUUUUGACUCUCUGUAUUUUACCAGAAUUUACUGACAUGAUCCUCCAGAUAUGAUGUCAAGGCUCUGGGCAACGUCUGCUUCCUGAACAAGAGCGAUGAAUUUGCACCUGAAACGCUGCCAGAAAGCGGCAGGAAAAAAGUGUGGAGGAAACAAACAAAAUAAGAGAUGCCAAAUAAACAAGGCGCUGAUUCAUACAGGACUGAUAUCAUCACAUGACGUCUGUGUUUGGAUAAAUAUGGAACAUAACUGACUUCAGAAUUUUCACUUGACAAAUAACAAACAUAGCAGAUUCGUAUAUAGUACUCACGUGCUGAAGUGAAGUGCAGAAACAGUCCUCAUCCUGUUAAGUGAUUUCCACCCUCGUACAUACAGACAGAUUAGCCUGGUUUACUCCAGGAGCCAAAAGCAUGACAAUAUGUUGACUUUGGAAACUUGUCAUCAACUUUCAUGUUGUUGUUUUUAUCAAUAAAUUUACUGAUGGUGAAAAUAAUUACCAGGUGAAUCAAUGAUCAAAGUGUUAAUUAGCUGCAGCCCUAUUGUUUGUGUCUUCAGUUAGCUCUGUGGAGAAUCCAGAUUAAGCAGGACGUUGUUUGUUUUGAGGCAGAAAUCUUAAAAUCUGGACAACUAAAACAAAAACUAUCUGCACGACUCGACACCACAACAUUCCAAGUGUCUGGGUUUUUGUUGCAGUUUUUUAGUGCACUGAUCCUUUAAUAUUUUGAGCAUAAUGUGGUCGGUUAUGUCACAUUCAAUGACAGAGUUUAGAGGAGUUUGCUCUGCGUGAGUUGACCAUUAUGCAGAUGGGUUUUUUUUGUUGAAAUAAUGUCUCACUCCGAUGUUUUCUCUCCUGAAGGCUGCUGAUAUUCUGUAUUUUUAUUGUCAACAAAUCCCUCCGAAACAAUCAAUGUGUCUGUCUAUUGAUACUUUCUGUGGCUCUUGAUUUCCAAUGAAGACACAAAUGUUUGAGUCAAAAAAACUUAGUUUGAAUAUAUAAAAAAAAAUGUUUUUAUCAUUUCUUAAAACAGCUUUUCAGUGUAGCUUUAGCUGUGGAGGCGCAUUUCCACCAGUGUGAUGAAAAAAAAAGAUCCUGUGAGUCGUAGAGAGGAAAUUUUCUCAGAAUAAUGACGGUAUUUAUUUGUUUUGAAAUACUAACUCAAUAUUUUGACAAACUAACUCAUUUUAACAAACUUUCUCAUUUUGAAAUACUUCAUUUUUUGAGGUAAGUCGUUAUUUUAAAAUUGUGUCUCAAAAUAAUAAGAAAUUAAAUCAUUUAUUUGAGAUACUAACUCAGACUGAAAUAGUAACAACAUUUUUCCAAGUUGCAUCUCAAAUAAUGAGAAACUAACUCGAUCAAUAAAAUAAGGAGAUUCUACCUAAUUAUGAGAAAGUUUAUUAUUAUUUUGAGACACUAACGUUUGUCAUUGUGGUGACUCACAGGAUCUUUUUUUAUUUUUCUCAUCACACUGGCAGAGAGGGUCUCCAUACUUAGCAAACGUUACUCUCGGGAGCAAUUAAAUUUAUUGGGGACUAUUUUCAGCGGCGGAUUAAUCUACAUUUGGUACUGAAGUGAGUAUUUGUGGCAUCAGGACAGUGUGUGGGAUCAAUUUUAAAUAAACUACAAUGCCGCAGUUAAACGUAAUGAAGGAAUGUGUUUUUAGCUCUAUGGACGCAGACAUCAGACUUGUUUUGUCUUUUCGCGGGAUUUGUAAACAAUAAGAACAAGAAUAUCUUGUCCUUUAAGUUGUGUGUGUGUGUGUGUGUGUGUGUGUGUGUGUGUGUGUGUGUGUGUGUGUGUGUGUGAGAGAGAGAGAGAGAGAGAGUGUUAGCUUUAGGUACUGAUAUGAAAUUAAACUGCUUUUGUAUAUAAUGUUGACGUAAAGCUUUGUAUGAACUCUCCAUCACAGAUGAUUUUUAAGUGACGUCUCCAUCCUGAAGGUUUUUAUUUGAGCUCCAGACUAAAAGUUGUGAAUAUUAAUGAUCUUAUUUUAAACCCAGAACCCUGCUAGCUGCAGUUCGACUGAAAUGGAGACGACUGAUAAGCACACGUUGUUAACAAGCACACUGUUGUUCUGUCCCUGAGCUGAAGGUCCGCUGAGAGACUGAAUCUGUCUGCCAGUAUUAUUAUUAUUAUUAUUGUUAUUAUUCUACCAGAGACGAGCUUCACCAGUCCUGACAAUCGCUAUCGUCAUGUGUCUGAUGAUUUUCAUACCAGUUCCUGAUGCAGUACGACAUGCUGAGGGCUGUUUGUCAGCUUCCCUUUGUUUUAUAUAAAUUGUACAAUUAUAAAAAAUCUGAAGUUA